GGAACUGGCCCUUCUGCUCUCUCGUUGUAAUGCCGCCCCGCCCGGCCUGUGUUUGUGCCGCUACCAGCUCCAAGGAGGAAUCUUUGCCCCCGAAGUGCAAAUAGCUUCCUUAGUCUUCCAGGCGCAGCGAGACUCCGUGGUCUGGCUGCAGCUGGCGAGCCGUGCUCGCUCGCGUUCGUUGUUAGAAGAGCUCCUCGCGGUCUGCGCCUGUCCAAGUCGGAUUGAAGCCGGUUUCCAUCUCCUGCGGGGCUGGGUGAGGAGAGCUUUCGGGCGUUCCUAAAGCGCCGCCCUAGCAGGAUCUUCGGCACAGCGCCCUCACCGACCUCUCGGCAGCCGGGGCUGGGUGCGUUUCCCUCCAGGCCCCUUCCUCGCGGGAAGCGGCGCGAUGGCCGAGGGCAUCAUCAUCCUCUCCGGCUCCGACGGCGAAGGCUCGGGAGGAUGCCGCCGGUCUCGCUGCCGGCGCCACUUGAGAAGAAAGCGGAGAUGGCGCUGCCUACAGGAAAGCUCGGAGGUCAUUGAUCUGACUGGAGAUGACCUGGUUGGGAAAACAGCUGCAUACUGUGACUUUGAUAUAAUUGAUCUGACACAGCCUGAAGAGACAAUGAUCAGUCCUCUUCAUAGUGGUGGCUAUGUUUCUCUGGGUCUAAUGCACUCGACUCCAGCUGGCAUACAGCCUACAUACUCUCCUAAAAUCCUUACCACUCUGGAUCCUGAAGGCACUCUUGAUAUGUCACUUGGCCUGUGGGACAAGAAACAACCUUCUCCCAAGGAAGAUGCCAUGAAACAGACCUGCUUUCAAGGCAGCUUUGCCCUUCUUUCUGACUAUGGUGAGGACUCUGAAAGCAGCCAUACCACUUACAACAGUGAUUUAGGAUCUUUGGGGAGCCCACUGCUGGGCUCUGAUGCUUUCUCCCUCUCUUCAGCCAAUGAUAGCUGUGAACAUGAAGCAUUCUGGGAUCCUGUAGAAGAUGAUCCUAAUAGCUGUCCACCUGAGGGAGAUCUUAACCCCCAGCUCUCUCUACAUCAUCAGAAAUGCUCUUCAAGUUCCCCCUCUUCCUCAUGUCCUGAGAAUGUCACCACAUCUCUAACAGAAGCUGACCAGGUUUUGAUAGAGACAGAAAACUCCACACCAGCUGCUAUAAAGCCAGAUCUUCAGGAAUCAACUCAGCAAUUUGACAUCAAAGUCUGGAUGAAAACAUUGCAAUAUUUCCCAGGAGUGCCUGUACAUCACCCAUUCCUUCAAAAUGUAGUACCCGAAAAGGAUGCCAGACAGAACAGUCAACAGAAAGCCCAGCCUAUACCAUCCCGUAGAUUAAGCAUGGUAUCCAGCACUAUUGAGGAGAAUUUCUUCCGGGGGACCUUGGAUUUCCUCAUGGAUUAUGUAUCCUCCCAGUACUACCCUCCAAAGGAGAUCACAUCCUGCAUGGUCAGACAGAUUUUGCUGAGCUCAGAAGUGCAACAGGAGAUACAGAAAGAUGCUUACAUGCUGCUGAUGAAAAUCCAGGCGCUUCACCCAGCGAAGGCUGAUUCAGUGGCAUGGGACUGGGACUUGCUACGUGAGGUCAUGACAGAGCAGGGAAAAAAGUUUCCAGGACGGCUCCUGUUCUUGCAUUACGUGAUUCAAACUUUGGAGGAUGACUUCCAAACAACGGCCAGAACAAGCGAUCUGAACAAAUCCAUUGCCAAGAAAGUGCUUUCCUGUGAUCAGUGCUUCAGCAACGUAAAAGAAUUGAUUACAUGGGUAGUAGCUGCAGUUACUGGAACAAGAUUUUACCAGCACAGAGAUCUGCAAGACACAGAUCCUUUGUCAGAAACAUCAAUGGCCCAAACCAGCAUUUCAGUAUCAGAACUGCCUUUAGCCCAAACUGCACAAAUAGAAGACACCGCUCUACAGUUUCAGUCUCAAAAGGAAGUGAUGCUUCUCCAGAGAAUGCUUUCUAUAGCUGUAGAAGUGGACAAAUCUCCAUACUGCAGUGCCAGUAAGAUUGCAGAAGUGGUAUUUUCACAGAAUAUUCCCAAGCGCUGCCAAAGGGAAGCUUUCCUAAGCAGCAUGGAAUGCCAUCUUCUGCGCUGCAAAGUGCUGGAUCUCUUUUUUGACCGCAACUGUAAAGAAUCUAUCAAUCUGCCCUUGUCGAUGGCAAAGAUCUUGCAGUUUCUGAUAAACUUUUACCCACGGAUGAAAUACCAGGACAAUGAAGCAACAUGGCAGAGGUGGGAUGAGAUGCUUCACCAGCUGAAUUUACUGGUGCUGAGUUAUCACAGAACAAUCCUAGGGCACUUAUGGAAGUCCAUGUCUGAACGGAUCAAGUUGAUUAUCAAAGAUGCCAAACCUAAACUACAGUCAUAUGAUUCCAUCACCAUUUCAGAUGCAGAUGACAGCAUAAAUAAAUUCCAGAAACAGCUCUUGAAAACUCUGAAGCAACCACUUCCCUCACCCAUCAAAGAAAAGAUUGACCUACUCAGAGUAUUGUUUCACACGAUUACAGAUAUUUACAGAACUUUUGGACACUUUGAUGGACUUCUUGCUAGUGGAAGCAGCUGAGCAGUAAGCCUUCCAGUAUGGAGAAUCCUCAAUACAAAUUGCCUUUUUUGCACUGAAGUAAUGCUUUGCAUUCCCAGCCAACUGGCAGCUGAAUCAGUUGUACUAUUUUAGACUUGUUACAUGCAUUUAACAUUCCCUUUUGUCCCCAUUUUAGUUCUGUAUAGCUUUUUUGUAAUAAAUUUCAGAGGUGA
Eublepharis macularius is the source of this 2733-nucleotide messenger RNA. RefSeq names its product SUMO interacting motifs containing 1 (gene SIMC1). The record is from RefSeq and is a predicted model, not a curated record. The transcript is spliced from 10 exons. The coding region runs from base 386 to 2542 and encodes 718 amino acids. Lineage: Eukaryota; Metazoa; Chordata; Lepidosauria; Squamata; Eublepharidae.